CGCAUGUUGUUGUAAGAAGGGAGAGAAGAUGGCGGUACCCGGGGUUUGUGCUUUCGGUUUUGGAGCUUUAUGGCUGCUGUUUGGCGUGGUGUCGGCUUCCAUAGGCUUCCUGAACUUAGAGGAGCUGACGGAGAUGAAGUACGGGAUAGAGAUUCUGUCGGAACCGGUGAUUAAAGGCCAGAGCAAAGCUGACAACAUUGUUACCAUCGCCUCUAAAUACAAGCAGAAUUAUGAAUGUAAGCUGCCUGCCGUGGCUGUGAAAUUUCAUCAGGAGAAGGAAGACGACCCUCAGACCUACUCAGGACUUGGAAUAUCUGAACUUCUGAAACCCAUGGAGGCAGCACCUUGUGUAACAAAGACCAAAGACUGGUGGACUUACGAAUUCUGCUAUGGAAAGCACAUCCAGCAGUACCACAUUGAAGAAUCUGAGCUAAAGGGAGACAUAUUGUAUCUUGGCUACUAUCAGUCUGAGUUCGACUGGAAUAAUGAAACUGCGAAGGCAUCGAAACAUCACCGACUAAAACGUUACCACAGCCAGAUGUAUGUGAACGGCUCCAAAUGUGAUGUGACCGGCAAGCUCCGAGAAACAGAAGUUAGAUUCGUGUGUGAAGAAGGCUCAGGAGACUAUAUUGCUCGUGUGGAUGAACCUCAGUCUUGUACAUAUGUACUAACCAUUCACACCACCCGUAUCUGCAAUCAUCCAUUUUUGCGUCCCCCUUCCAAUGGCACACCACAGCCUAUAAGAUGCCAUCCGGCUCUAAGCCCUGAGCAGUAUGUAGAAUAUGUGAAAGCACAAGUGUAUGACACAAAGCGUAUAGUGGAGGAACUUUCUGAAGAACUGAAGACCCUUGAUCGUAAAACAUUGCCACUCAAAAGUGCAGGUUCUUCAGAUCAAAGAGAACCUCUGAGGACUACAGAAGCCAUAGAUGAGAAUCAGCAAGAGGAGACUGGAUCUGACUCUCCUCUAGAGACUGAGAACAGUGAAGAUGAAACGGCUGUGAAUCUAGAGCAGGAAAAGACAGAGACGGAUCUCUGGAAUAAAAUAGUCCAACCACAAGGCACAGAAACACAGGCUUCAGAUACUGAUCCUACGGAAGGAACAUUCCCCAGUCUGAGCACUCCAGAUGGAAGAACAGAAGGUUCAUCCAGAACGCUUCGCUAUAGAAUAAUUAGGAAUCCAGAAGACCUGGUGAAGUUUAUCGCAGACUUGAAGAAAACUCCUAAAAAGGAUGAUAAAAGUGAUGCUGAGAAUAAAGAAUUACACAGUGGAGACGAUUCAAACUCUGUGCCUGAUACACAGGAUCCUGAGGAUGAAGAUGAACAGGCCCUCAUGCAGGAGUUUGAGAAGGAAUUGGAAAACAUUCUGCUUCCCAAGUCUGAUGUCUCCCAGAUAAAGGAAAAUGUGAAAACGGAAAUUGAGAAGGAAUUUGGUAACAUUAUUGAUGAGGCUCAGGAAGAGUUGGAGUCUGAAGGGUUGAAGGGCGAGUUUGAUAGAAAACAAGCCUCAAAAUCACUUGCCACAACAUUGAACAAGUUGAUUGAUAAACUGGACAAUACUGCCGUGGAAGAAGAAGAAGAGACACAGGCUGAGAGCAAUGAGUUUACGACAGACGACAGUAUUCCUGCUGCCAAAGUUCCAACUGAUGACCGUUCGGAUGGACGUGUAAAAGUCAGGGUCACAAAGAUACGACGGGGCAGUUCUGAGCAUCCCGAGAGAAAGGAAAUGAGCAGCGAAAACCCACAACUGAGACACAUUGAGAAUGUUGUUAAAGACCUGCUUGAAAAGGAAGGCCUGAAGGCAGAAGGUAAAAUAGAGAUUAAGAUACUUACCGGUGGUUUUGGUGAUGAUGAUGAUGGACACUGGCUUUCAGAAGAGGACACAAGGAACCUGAAAGAUAUUUUUUUCAAUAUAUUGAUACAGGGAUCAGAAGAUGCUCACAAAGAACAGAAGCGACAACAACAGCUUGAGGACAAUUAUCGGUUUGUCUGGAACCAGAAUAAUGACGAUUCGAAGACCACCAGCACCUCCACAGACUCUGAUGAUGUUGACUUCUAACAAGAACGGACAUCCAAAUGAGACUUCGAAUCUUGCCCCGUGGACUCGAGCCUGCUAACAAAUCUUUUGGGAUGAAUGAUGCUUCAAGAAAAUGGUGGUUUGCGAGCCUGGAUGGAUCUGCAGAGGCCUCCGCUUCGCCGGCAAUAGUUUAAAGCAGUGUUAGAUGACUUGCUGGAUGCGUGCAAAGCUCAACUAGGAGAAUAAAAGAAAAUGUGUAUUUAUA
Messenger RNA from Bufo gargarizans (Asiatic toad), 2279 nucleotides. RefSeq names its product OS9 endoplasmic reticulum lectin (gene OS9). Bases 29 to 2056 code for a protein of 675 amino acids. The record is from RefSeq and is a predicted model, not a curated record. The transcript is spliced from 15 exons. Lineage: Eukaryota; Metazoa; Chordata; Amphibia; Anura; Bufonidae. Gene Ontology annotation, cellular component: endoplasmic reticulum lumen. Gene Ontology annotation, biological process: retrograde protein transport, ER to cytosol; endoplasmic reticulum unfolded protein response.